Molecule: messenger RNA, 1923 nt
Organism: Pteropus alecto (black flying fox)
Lineage: Eukaryota; Metazoa; Chordata; Mammalia; Chiroptera; Pteropodidae
Gene: HIBADH
Product: 3-hydroxyisobutyrate dehydrogenase
Exons: 8
Coding region: 146-1156 (336 amino acids)
Biological process (GO): L-valine catabolic process
Cellular component (GO): mitochondrion
Molecular function (GO): 3-hydroxyisobutyrate dehydrogenase activity; NADP binding; NAD binding
Source: RefSeq, a predicted model, not a curated record
GAUCCUCGCCGAAAGGCCGAGCGUGCGCGCGCGCGGCGCAUUGCCGUGCCGUACCGGUGCCUCCCUGCCUCGCUGCGCACACGCGCGGUCAGUGGGCGAGCCGGGAGCGGCGGAGGUCACUGCGGGGAGGCGGGGCGGGGGCAGCAUGGCAGCCUCCUUACGGCUCCGUGGAGCCGCCUGCGGCCUCUGGUACUGGCGCCGCGGGCAGCGGCCGGCAGCGGCCAGCCUUGCAGCGGUGUGUUCUAGGUCAAUGGCCUCAAAGACUCCAGUUGGAUUUGUUGGAUUAGGCAACAUGGGGAAUCCAAUGGCAAAAAAUCUCAUGAAACAUGGCUAUCCACUCAUUAUUUAUGAUGUGUUUCCUGAUGCAUGCAAAGAGUUUCAAGAUGCAGGUGAACAGGUAGUGUCUUCCCCAGAAGAUGUAGCUGAAAAAGCUGACAGAAUUAUUACAGUGUUGCCCACCAGUAUUAAUGCAAUAGAAGCUUAUUCUGGAGCAAAUGGAAUUCUAAAAAAAGUGAAGAAAGGCUCACUGUUAAUAGAUUCAAGUACUAUUGAUCCUGCGGUUUCAAAAGAAUUGGCCAAAGAAGCUGAGAAAAUGGGAGCAGUUUUCAUGGAUGCCCCUGUUUCUGGUGGUGUGGGAGCUGCUCGGUCUGGGAACCUCACGUUUAUGGUGGGAGGAGUCGAAGAUGAAUUUGCUGCUGCCCAACAGUUGCUGGGCUGCAUGGGCUCCAACGUGGUGUAUUGUGGAGCUGUUGGGACAGGGCAGGCUGCAAAGAUCUGCAACAACAUGCUGUUAGCUAUUAGUAUGAUCGGAACCGCUGAAGCUAUGAAUCUUGGAAUCAGGUUAGGGCUUGACCCAAAACUGUUGACUAAAAUCCUAAAUAUGAGCUCAGGACGGUGCUGGUCAAGCGACACUUACAAUCCUGUACCUGGGGUGAUGGAUGGAGUUCCCUCAGCGAAUAACUAUCAGGGUGGAUUCGGAACCACGCUCAUGGCCAAGGAUCUGGGAUUAGCACAAGACUCUGCCACCAGCACAAAGAGCCCCAUCCUCCUGGGCAGUCAGGCCCAUCAGAUCUACAGGAUGAUGUGCGCGAAGGGCUACUCACAGAAAGACUUCUCGUCUGUGUUCCAGUUUCUACGAGAGGAGGAGACCUUCUGAGUCAGCACUUUGGUCGUGGACACUGUUGGAAACCAAACUAUCUUGAGCCUCCUUACAGCUCACACCACCAGUCAUUGAGUUUAGUCAAAAGUCACCUGUCUGUUUUUGGUUGCCUAGGUCACCGUAAACCCUAGGAUCUUUCAUCCAUUUUUAACUGCUUGUUCUUUUUAUCUUUUUAGCAAACGUACAUUAUCUGAAUUUUUUUUUUUUCUGUAAGCCACCGAUGGUCUCUGCUAACUAGCUGAUUGACCUUUUUCAAAAAUUUGAUCCGUAAUCAUCUUCAGCUAAAUCAUUGCGUACUUCAAUCAGGAUGUUAUUUACUUCACUUUAAAAAUAAAACCAAAUAUUUUUCAGUAGGACGAAACUGAUCUUAAAGGGGAAAAAGAAAAAUCCGCGUGAGGAAGGAGGGAAGGACGGUGAAUUGCCGCCUGUGUUUCUCAGGUGGUAGUAUUUUUGCAUUUCUGAGGUUACUGAUUUGUUUUCCAGGGAAUUGAUAAAGCAGGAGAACGCCUUGCUGCAUGUUUUAUACUUGGGACUCUGUUACAUCCUAGCUUGUCCAUCUCAUAUCAGUUCUCAGUGUUCAGCAGAGUUGUUUUUUAUAUUUUUGCUUCCUUGUACAUUCUGAGUACAUAUUUUUUGACUUCAGAAGAAUGACAUCUUUAGACCUGUUUCAGAGGCAAUGAUGAUAUUUGCUUUAGGUAAUUCUUACAGUAUUCUAAAUAGAGCCAUAUUAUUUUGAAUUCAAAUAAAUUUCUAUGCUGAUAAUA